Molecule: messenger RNA, 354 nt
Organism: Lottia gigantea (owl limpet)
Lineage: Eukaryota; Metazoa; Mollusca; Gastropoda; Lottiidae
Exons: 4
Coding region: 1-354 (117 amino acids)
Source: RefSeq, a predicted model, not a curated record
AUGUGUGCCCGAAUGACUAUUCCGCAUUGUACGCUGAGAAGACCACAUUCUAGGUUUAAUUUUGGUUUAUUUCCUAAAAGAGGAUGUUCUGGUUUCCCCUGUAUGUACACACAUUUAGGAGCUAAAGCAGGUCGACAAGAAUUAAUGAGGACGUUAAUGAGUUUAAUAGAUGAUUGUGCCGGUGAUAUAGCCUGUUCUCCAGGAAGUAAAGUAGUUUCGGGCGUUACCUUUUCGCCGACCAGGAAUCUAGGCUUUGAUAUAUCACUAUCAGGUAAACGAAAAAGAAGAAGUCUACGAAAUCUGCAAAAACGUUUACAAACCACCAACCUGCGAGAUUCAAAGUUAGCAGCAUAA